Messenger RNA from Paraphaeosphaeria sporulosa, 1350 nucleotides. Its product is annotated as alpha/beta-hydrolase. The record is from RefSeq and is a predicted model, not a curated record. The coding region runs from base 315 to 1274 and encodes 319 amino acids. The transcript has a single exon. NCBI's taxonomy places the organism in Eukaryota, Fungi, Ascomycota, Dothideomycetes, Pleosporales, Didymosphaeriaceae.
ACUCAGCUGAGCCUAAUGUAGACCGCCAAGGUGAGGUUUUACCGACUCGGGACAUUCCGGGUCAGUGGUCACAGGGAACACGACUUGCGAGAAACAUGCGGACCCUCUUCAUCUCACCUUGUAACGAUACUCACACGAUUUUAUUAGCAGUCUCUAUCUACACCGACCACCGUCGCAGGCCACCACACGAUUUCCGCGUUGAUACCGUCCAGCGUCAACACCGCAAUCUUGGUUGCAAGGAAGAAAGCCACCAGAAAGCUGAACAUUAUCGAACCAGCUAGUACCACAGAGCGCGACAACACCGAACCUCAUCCAUGGCCGAGAAACCAACUCUGGUCUUCAUUCCAGGCGCUUGGCACAAGCCUAAAUGCUACGAAAAAGUCAUCAAAUCGCUCCAGGACGAGCACGGCUUUACAUGUAUCUCCAUAACAUUACCUUCCACCAAUGGCGACCCAUACGCUACCUUCAAAGACGACGUUGAUGCUGCUCGCAAUGGACUCAUUGCCGAGUUGACUGCAGGCCGCGAUGCAGUCGUUAUCGCGCAUUCCUACGGCGGCCAGGUUGGCAACAGCUGCAUAAAAGGCCUUACGCGACCUCGAUCCGACAUACCUCAAUCCGCUUCAUCGAAAGGCUUUGUCAUAGCAUUAGUCCUCAUCGCAUCGGGCUUCUCCUUCACCGGUCUCGCGUUCAUGGACCCACUGUUUGGCAUUCCACCACCCUUCUGGCGCGUGAACAAAGAGACUGGCUUUGCUGAAUUGACCUCUGAUAACCGCGAGCUCUUUUACCACGACUUGCCUCGCGAAGAAGGCGAAUACUGGGUUAGUCAAUUGACGACUCAAAGCUUGAAGUCACUCUUUGAGGGCGGGCAGCAUGUCUACGCAGGCUGGAAAGACGUGCCGACGUGGUACAUUGGAACUAUCGAGGAUAGAGGGCUCCCUGUGGUCAUCCAGAGAGUGCAGGUUGGCGUGGCCAGAGGCCAGGGUGGAGUAGUGCAUCAUAUGGAGUUGCCAACCAGUCAUUCCCCGUUCUUGAGCAUGCCUGUCGAGAUCGUAGCAGCCAUUUUGCAGGCUGUGAAGAUGGCUGGAAGAUCACAAGAGCUAAGUGCGCGAAAUGACGCCGUCCUGAAGAAAUCCUAUGUUCCGGCUGUGAAGAUAUUUGCGCCAAGGACAUGGGUUCGCUUUGGUCUUCCUCUAGCCAUCGGGCGCUUGUUGGGGUGGGGCUUUUGGUCAUAUCAUGGCUUGAAAGGGAUAUUUACCUCGCGGUCUCAGCAAUGAUUAGAUGUCCGAUAUUACGCUAGUGUGCUACACUGCCACAUAGAAAUACCUCUCCAAUCAAUUUGCUUGCCCAAGC